GACGAAUUUUAUAUUUUUCAUUAGAACCAAUUUGAUAGUUUCCUAAAUUUUAAAAAAUUACACAUAUAACCCUAAGAUUUGCAACCUAUACUCAAACUCACAUUAUACUCUCCAUAUUCUCUCAUCUUCACCAUCAUCUACUGCUCGCCGACGGCAGCUUUCCAGUCGCCGCCAUCGCCGCACGCGACCGAUUCCAUCUCCCUCCUUCCUUCUCUUUGGCGAUUGCGACCUGUUUCUUUCUUCCUCACUCCGCCAAGCCAACUGCUUCUGUUCGGCCAUCCACCGUGGCGCAAUCCAAGCCACCAACAGUGAACAUAACUGCAACUCAGCAAGGAAUUGGGUUGUUUGAUGAGAGUGGUGUGCACCACUAAAUAGUAGAAGGCUGGAGACUCAACUCUAUUUGAGGUGAGCAGUUUACACAAGUCAGAGUCGGUGCAGUGCAGUGAUUUGGUGUUUUCAUUCACAAUUCAAUUCGUCCAGCGACAAUAAUGGAUGAAUUCGAAUGUUCAAUUCCAAUUGCAGACGGAGGAGAAUGCAAUCCUUCAGUCCCCAUUCCGAGGGGUGGACCCAUUUACGUCUCCAAUAUGGUUGGCUCCGUCACCAGGGUUCCUCUUUUUCAGGAUUCUCUUCUAACUGAACUUCAGAAUCUAGAAGCCGAGUUACCUCAUGAUUCUUCUUCUCAUCAUGAUAUUUUGGUCAAUGACCUUAAAGUAUUUACAGAGCAUGAGUUAAUGGACAUGGCUUUGAAACAAGUUCUUGAGGGUAGAGAGAACAACGAAAAUCAUCCACCACUUUUGAACCAACCUAAUGCAGGGUGUCAGAAGAAGAACAGGAGAAAGAGAAGUGGAACAAAUAAUUCCAUUCUUGAUAAUAACUGUAUAGAAAAGGUGGAGAACAUUGUUAAAAUCAAACAGAAGCAGGAAGAAGACAAGGCGGAAGUCAGACUUCAUUCAUUUGAUCCUGUUUGCAGGAUGAAUGACUCUGCCGACAAAUCAGUAAGAACCGAAAGGAUGAUGUCUCUUAGGUCCACAAGUUCUGUCAGAAAGGUCGACACAGUGGACCUUCAGGAACACAUACCUGUGCAGCAUCAAGAAAUUCUUCUCUCUGUGGAGAUUUACCAUAAUGUUCGAAAAGGUGUCAAGACCCAAGAGUUGCUAGUUCAUGGUGCGCAGACCUUAACUGGAUUGAGGGACAAGAUCUGUUGCUCGACAGACCAGGUUAUGCAAAAAGCUGGGCAACAUGAUCCUUCUGGUUAUUUUCUCAUUGAGGAUGUAUUUUACACUGAUUUGAGGGAUCCAUCUGCUAUUGAUUUGACCAAACCCAUAAUGGAUUGGCUUCGAAACUCCAAGGAGGAGGCACAGAAGAAAUGGGAAUGUAUUGUAAAUGGGGAACUACAGCUGAAACAAAAGGCAGUCGUGGGGGAAGCAUCUGUAUCACACAUGCCUCGUUUCUCAUCUAUUGAGAUGCAAAAGAUACGCUUUUGUGACUUAAGCUUUCGACUUGGUGCUGGAUACCUUUAUUGUCAUCAGGGCGAUUGUACCCAUACGUUAGUAAUACGAGAUAUGAGGUUAAUUCAUGUCGAUGAUGUACAUAAUCGGGCUGUUUAUCCAAUAGUCACUUUUCAACUGAAGAUGCGUUUUCAGAAAUGUCAUGUUUGCAAAAUAUUCAGAGCUACAAAGGUCACGGUAGAUGACAAAUGGACACCAGAAAACCCUUGUUAUUUUUGUGAUGAAUGUUUUUCCCUACUUCACUUGGCAGAGGAUGGCUCUCCAUUGUAUACUGACUUCAUAGAGUAUGAUUAUAACCAUGAUUAAUUGCUCUUAGCCUUGGAGGCACACCUACAGACAUUAUACUGAAGAUCAAGCUUUUUACAAGAAUUUCAUUCAUUUUGUGCAUUGAAUUAUAUACCUUUGGUAGGUAAAAUAUUGAGGGAGCAGCUGAUAUUUUUUUUAUGCCAGAUGCCUACUAGGAGAUGCAUAUUUCAAAAUAUUCUUUGUUACAACAUGUCUUUUGGAUGUAAUAAUGCAAUAAAAGUACAUGAUAGUCUUUCAACA
Cicer arietinum (chickpea) is the source of this 2054-nucleotide messenger RNA. RefSeq names its product snRNA-activating protein complex subunit. NCBI's taxonomy places the organism in Eukaryota, Viridiplantae, Streptophyta, Magnoliopsida, Fabales, Fabaceae. Gene Ontology annotation, molecular function: core promoter sequence-specific DNA binding; RNA polymerase III type 3 promoter sequence-specific DNA binding; bent DNA binding. Gene Ontology annotation, cellular component: snRNA-activating protein complex. Gene Ontology annotation, biological process: snRNA transcription by RNA polymerase III; snRNA transcription by RNA polymerase II. The record is from RefSeq and is a predicted model, not a curated record.